Molecule: messenger RNA, 1182 nt
Organism: Amoebophrya sp. A120
Lineage: Eukaryota; Dinophyceae; Syndiniales; Amoebophryaceae
Source: the annotation of a GenBank genome assembly
GCCACCCAGCAUCACAAGUUUCCAGACCCAGACACUUUUACAAUCCAUACAUCUUCAAGACGGACGAGGAAUCCUUCCACGGGGUGCCGGACGUGUUGCUCAAUCCGGCAAACUAUCAAGUGUAAAAAUGUCUGGGUCUGGAAAGUUGGAACUUGUGAUGCUAACUUUGGAAACUAAAAAAAUCUGUAUUGCAUGACCAGCAAGAGGAGCCACAUUUGUGCUACGCGAGGAGGGCAUUUGUCAUGCGGAAAUGGCAUCAGGAAGCUUUCCAAAAAUCUGUGAUGCUGGGUCAUGUAUUACAAGCAUCAUGGGUCAUGUCAGACAAGCAUGACAAGCCUUCCAUUCUUCCAGACCCAGACAUUUUUACACUUGAUACAAACACGACCAGAAACACCAUCACCUACUACUACCUCUCCGACCUGCAGUCAACCUCGGAUCUAAAGAAACAGGGCGCGCUCUCCGACGGGUUUCGCGCGAAGGCCACGUACUUUCAGCGGCCGACCGAAAACGUGGACGAGAACUUGCAGAAACUGUUCCAGAUCCGCAGCAAACGAAGAAUCGAGCAGAGCGACUUGGACGAAAUUUUGGGCAAAGAUUGGCACUACAAGGAUUCGCUGCCCGAGGGACGGGGGCGAGUAUUCAGCGACGAGGCGAAAGUGGAAAAAGAGAAAUCCGAACUAUGACUUAUAAGCGGCGAGUCGUAGUCAUUUGUAUUUCGGGUAUAAUUUGUUGUUGUGAACCACUAGUGCCAGCUCCGUCGUGAUGUACUUGUAUUGUAGUGGAUGCGCCGAACUAGAACUCCUAUCCAUUUUAUUCAGAAAAACUACGUUUGUUCAUGGAAGCCGCUACGAUGGACCACUACGUGGACCAUUCAUUCUAUCUCCUGAAGCUUUCCGAUUUCUGAUUCUCUUUCUCGCCUUAUUUCAGAAACCCUCCCUGAAGUUCUUGACGUUCGCGCGGGAGCCCGAUGCGCUUGACUAUUUCAGCAACCAACUGGAAAAGAUCGCGAUUCUAAGUUUCCGUGAGUGGACGAAGCAAAAUGCAUGCGCAUGAAAGGAGUAGGAAUUUUUUGUGUUAGGAGCAUCACGUUUGAGUUUUUACAUUUAGCUAGUCGCGGCACUGAAAGAUCGCAAUUGAGUUCUUCAGAUCAACAUGAGAAACGAAUUCUCUGAUGAAGUUUCU